GUUUUUUGCGGACUCGUGCGGCUGCUGUCAGCUCGUGUUUCCAGACCGUUGACGCGCUGCGCUGUCACUAACGGCCGCGGCAAGUGAGCCAGAAACACAGGGGCGAGACCGGAAGUGAGGGGCGGCCGCCUUCAAAGUACCAGUUCCAGAGAAGAUGGUGGCCAUUGUGCACACCUUUCUCACCUCAAGUAAGCAUGUUCAACCUGAUGAGCAACUGCUGCACCUGGGUCUCCAAAAUACAGGAGCCAAUCAGGAAAACGACCAUUCUGGUGGUUGGUCUUGACAAAGCAGGAAAAACCUCCUCCAUCAGAGGGAUGUUGAGAGUCCCUCAUGGUGUGGAAUCAGGACCCACUCAGGGCUGCAUCCGCAGUGAGCUGAGAGUGGAGAACUACCUGGUCACCUUGCUGGACGUGGGAGGAUCGGCAGAGUCCAGAGGAGCCUGGAGGGAGCUCUCCGGAGAGGCCCACGGGAUCAUCUUCGUGGUGGACUCCAGUGACAGAGGGAGGAUAAAGGAGGUCAAGGAAGUUCUCGCUGACCUGCUGAAACAACCAAGAGUGGCUGGAAAACCAAUAUUAGUGUUGGCGAACAAACAGGACAAAAUGAACGCUUUGCUUGGAAGCGAGCUGAUUGAGAUUCUGUCACUGGAGACGCUGGUCAACCAGAGCCGCUCUCUGUGCCAUAUUGAGCCUUGUUCAGCCUUAAUGGACCUGCGGCGCUGGUCGGACAAGAAGACUCUGCGAGGCCUUCGCUGGCUGCUGCGUGCUGUUUGUCUGGAUUAUCCUGAGCUGUGUACUCGCGUGGCCCAGGACAGCAAGAGGCCUCUGGAGCCAAGAGAGAGAGAGAGGACGUGGAAAUCAGAGAAAGUACGCAGAAAAACCAAAGGGGAACGAACGAGAUCUAGCAAGUCCGAUCUUCGCCAGGUUCAUCGGCCAAAAGACAAGGAGAAGAAACCCAAGAGUGAAGGAAAGCUGCAACCCAUCCGAAACAUGCUGCAAAAGGAAGCUACUCUGAAAAAGAAGCUGAAGACGAAGAAGAAAAAGAAGCCAGUUGAGGUCAAGGAAGCUGAAAAGAAUCGAGAAGAAGCAAAUGAUCAGGAGGAGGACGAGGAGGGCGACGGUAAUGAAGGAGAGCAAGAAAACUCCGGUCACAGAGAGAAAGCCAGCAGUGCCCUGAUCCCCCCCAAGAAGGACAAACCGAAAAAACGUAAAACAAAAGUGAAAGAAGAGACGCUGGACGCUCCAGAGACACCUGAGGAUGACGAGAAGCCGCUCAAAGUUAAAGGAGAAAAGAAGAAGAAGAAAAAGAUUGUCAAAGUGAAAAGGAAGAACAAGAUCAACACGGAGGAGAUGCCUGCAGCGUACUCUCAGCCUGUCGACCUGUCUGCAACCUUUGAUCUUUACCGAAAAGCAAUACUGGCUCUGAAGGAACGGCAGGAUCAGGGACAGUGAAUCGUGGGACCUGAGUGAAGGAUGUGGUGCACGUUCAAACUACAUCGCUUCACAGAAUCUCACACCUUUACUGUUGACUGCUGCGUCUUUAUGACUCUGUGUAGACGGUCACUUGAGACCUGAUGCCCUGAACCUUUGGAGCAAAAACUGGGAGGUCCACUGUGUAGUGAAGGGCAGGUCAUACACACAUUGUCAAAUAAAACAUGAAAUACAAAUAUAAAGAUAUACAUAGAUAUAGAUUUGAAAAACAUAUUUUGUGUAUCUGGCCAAAUUAUUGAAGGAGGUUUUGUUUGUAUGAUUCUAUGCAAUUUUGACGUAAGGGAAAAUGAACUAAAAUUUAACUGUAUGCUUUUUUUUUUUAUUUUUACGAUUACUUGCA
Molecule: messenger RNA, 1827 nt
Organism: Acanthopagrus latus (yellowfin seabream)
Lineage: Eukaryota; Metazoa; Chordata; Actinopteri; Spariformes; Sparidae
Gene: arl13a
Product: ADP-ribosylation factor-like 13A
Exons: 10
Coding region: 195-1448 (417 amino acids)
Biological process (GO): non-motile cilium assembly; receptor localization to non-motile cilium
Cellular component (GO): ciliary membrane; non-motile cilium
Molecular function (GO): GTP binding; GTPase activity
Source: RefSeq, a predicted model, not a curated record